AUGCAAAAGUGGGACGUAAUUGUGGAGCUGUCGGUUUUAUGUAUAGUUUUAAAUAGAAGUCCUUAACAUAAGUUACAAUAAUUAUUGUGUUUUGUGACGAUAAGCGUAUAAUUAAAGCUUAUAUCAUUGGUAUUUAAGAUCGAAUCAUUUUGUUUAGUUUUGAGGAAUUCAGCGAUUAGCGAAUGCAAAACCGAGGAGAAGACACAAUCGUGGUCUGGUUCGAGUGCUUAAGAGAGUGUGAUAGCACUGACACUAGAGACGUUAGAAAUUUAAAUUGCUGUGUGAUACAGUUUGUAGUUGAAUUCCAAAAUAGCAUUAAAAAAUAAUGGAUUUCACUGAGGCAUACUCUGACACGUGCUCUGCUGUUGGCGUUGCUGCACGAGAGGGCGACGUAAAACUAUUAAGAAAGCUUAUUAAAAAAGGCCGCAGCAUAAAUGUUUCUGAUAACAGGGGAUGGAUUCCGAUACACGAAGCUGCAUUUCACGAUUCAUAUAAAUGUCUAAGUGUAUUGAUUGAAACAGCUGAAUCCAGCUCAGUCUUGAGCUCACAAACAUUUGAAGGUAGAACAGCUUUGCACCUCGCCGCUUCACAUGGCAGUCUUAGAAGCACUGAGAUUCUCCUAAAGGCCGGAGCAAACAUCAACGAAGUCACCAACGAAAAGGAAACACCUCUGUUUUUAGCCAUAGAAGGUGGAUACAUAGAUGUGGUGAAGCUGCUGGUGAUGCAGGGUGCCAGUCUAAAUGGAUCACAUUCCUGGUGUGGCUGGAAUUCUUUACACCAAGCUGCUUUUCAGGGAUUUUCUGAUAUUAUGAAGAUAUUGUUGGUAAAUGGAGCUGACCUAGAGUCUCAAGAUGACUUUGGAAUCACACCGUUAUUCGUUGCUGCACAGUAUGGAAAAGCUGAAUGCCUAAGGAUGCUUGUAGAAUACGGGGCCAAUGUUAAUUGUCAGGCCACCGACGAUGCUACUCCUUUGUUUAUCGCUGCUCAGGAAGGUCACCUGGAGUGUGUGGAGCUGCUGUUAUCCAGUGGGGCUGAUCCAAACCUUUACUGCGAUGUACAGGACUGGCAGCUACCUAUCCAUGCUGCUGCACAGAUGGGGAGAACCAACAUACUGAAGCUGCUGAUCCCCCUCACUGAUCGGAUUGGUGAUACAGGAGAAGGGAAAGUGAGCCCUGUGUAUUCCGCAGUGAAUGGAGGUCACAAGGAAUGCUUGACUAUGCUUCUGAGAGAGGGAUACAGCCCCAACGCCCAGGAAUGCUCAAUGUUCAAUUGCUUAUCACCACUUUGUAUUGCUAUUUCCACACCAUGUUCUGACUUGGGUUACAUUCUCCUGAGGUCUGGAGCUCAUGUUUUAGAGAGACAUUAUUGCUCCUGCCUAAAGAAACAGCGCAUGUCCCUCUUCCGAGCUCUGUUGAAACAGGGGUACCCGCUGCCGUCUGGGUACCACAUCAUAAGGAGCGCUUCACAUGUACAGCAUCGGUACAAAGAGUGGCUUCCACAACUUCUGCGAGCUGGAUUCAACCCUCUGCUCUUUCUGUGCAAAACAUGGAUUCGUUCGGUAUGUGAUGAAGUCCUUAAUUUUACUCUGGAGUUCACUAAUUGGAAGAGGCUCCCUCCAGCUGAAGAAAGGCUCCUGUCCAGCCAUGCAGGAAGCUCCACCUGGGUUCGGCACAAACACUUUGAUUCGAUUCCUACAUUGGCUCACCUCUGCAGGCUGGAGAUCAGGUCUCUGUUAAAGAGUGAACGCUUACGCUCAGACCAGUAUGUCCGCCAGCUACCUAUUCCCACUUGCCUGCAAGAAUACCAGUUAUACUCUGAUGUCUUUCAAAAGUAUGGCAUUUCAGAAGAGGAGCCUGACCAACCUAAAAGCGAAUGCUAAGAGCAAACAUGCUUUUAGCUCUGGUGGCGCAGAGGCUAUCGACAGAAGAGCUUUGCGCCGAUACUAAGAAAAUCAACGUUCAAGUUUGUUUAAGGGUGCUUUAAAGCAUCUCUUUUGUUGUGAUUAAAAAAAGUUACAAAAAUGUUUGAAGGCUUAAAAAAAAUAAAAUAUUUACCAAUGCUUAAAUGUUAAAGAGGAGAAACUGCCGUUGUGCAGCUUUUGUUUUAAGAAUGUGUACCAGUGUUCUACCCCUGGGGUUUGUUUUGUUGUUGUUUUGUGUUCUUUAUAAUAAAGUGUCAAGUGUU
Molecule: messenger RNA, 2184 nt
Organism: Polyodon spathula (Mississippi paddlefish)
Lineage: Eukaryota; Metazoa; Chordata; Actinopteri; Acipenseriformes; Polyodontidae
Gene: asb3
Product: ankyrin repeat and SOCS box containing 3
Exons: 9
Coding region: 326-1879 (517 amino acids)
Biological process (GO): intracellular signal transduction; innate immune response
Cellular component (GO): cytoplasm
Molecular function (GO): protein binding
Source: RefSeq, a predicted model, not a curated record